AUGGUUACUAUCGCCCCUCCGAUGCAAGAAAGAGAAGAUGUGGAAAUACUCAAGGACAACCCGCCGUUCAAGCCAGACAGGAACUUUAUUCUCGCUUUCAUUUCUAUUUGUAUUAUCACUCUAGCAGCCGCCCUCGACGCGACGUCUCUUAGUAUCGCCCUACCUAUCAUUACCGAAGAUCUCAAGGGAUCGGGUAUCGAAGCAUUCUGGACAGGAACGUCAUUCCUACUCACCUCUGCCGUCUUUCAACCCGUUAUCGCCGGUUUAAGUCAUGUAUUCGGAAGAAAGAAUCUUCUCAUUAUAUCAUCUUUUUUAUUUGUCGUGGGAGCUAUUAUCUGCGCCGUUGCCAGAAACUUUACCGUGAUGCUCACGGGAAGAUCUAUCCAAGGUAUUGGUGGAGGUGGUAUAUUAGCACUAGGUGAAAUCAUUGUUACGGAUCUUGUUCCACUCGUCGCUCGAGGCACCUGGUUCGGAUAUCUUGGUUCGACAUGGGCGUUAGGUUCCGUGGCUGGGCCUUUGUUAGGAGCGGUUUUCGCUGAAAGCGUGACAUGGCAGUGGAUCUUCUGGAUUAACCUGCCAAUUGUCGGCGUGGGGAUGGUUCUUCUCAUCCCUUUUCUCAAGCUCGAAUCCACACCCGGAAAAUUGUCUACUAAACUCCGCUUAUUCGACUGGAUUGGAUCGAUCAUUUUCGUGGCUGGAACCGUAGGCUUCCUAAUUCCUGUAACAUGGGGUGGCGUUAUGUAUCCUUGGGACCACUGGCGAACAAUAGUUCCACUGUUAAUUGGAUUUGACGGGAUUAUUGCAUUCGCUAUUUACGAAUGGUGGCUUUCGAGGAGAGCAUUUGACGCCGAGGGAAAUUCUCUGCCAGGUGAACAUAUCGAACCUAUUGUUCGCUUCACUAUUUUCAACAACUACACGAUGCUGAUUACAUUUCUUUCAACCGUUCUACACGGAGUGGUCGUCUGGUCUCUCCUAUAUUUCCUACCGCUAUACUACGAGGCCGUUAAAGAAUAUUCGCCGAUUAUUUCUGGUGUCGCCAUCCUUCCCGAGACGGGUCUAGUCGCUCCCGUGUCCGUAAUUGCGGCUGUCCUCUGUACAAGAUUUGGAAAAUACCGUUGGGCUCUCUGGUCAGGUUGGGUCUGUACGACUGCUGGCUCUGGACUCCUUUUUAUACUUUCACCCGAUACAUCUGUUCCUGGUUGGAUUUUCCUUAACUUUCUCGUCUCGAUUGGAACUGGUAUCCUGUUCCCCGCAAUGAGUCUGGGUACUCAAGCCGCAUCCCGUCCUCAAGAUUCUGGUCAUACGGCGGGUUUCUUUUCUUUCCUUCGUGUCUUUGGCCAGGCUAUCGGUGUUGCUGUCAGUGGUGUCGCAUUUCAAAACCAGCUCCAGAGCGAGCUGCAGAAUUACGAAGAGUUUGCCCCUGUUGCAGCGCAGUACAGCAGGGACGCUACUGCAAUAGUCGGUAUCAUUAAAGCGCUACCGGACGGAACCACGAAAACGGACCUAAAGCAAGCAUAUUCGGACAGUUUACAUGUUAUCUGGCUGUUGAUGACAGUGGUUAGUGGUGUGGCACUGCUGACCAGUUUUACAACAAAAGAGUACAGCUUAGAACAGGAGCACGACACGCGUCAGAAGUUUAAUGGUGGGAAGAAUAAGGAGAGCAUGACUGAUUUAAUGCUACGAUGA
Molecule: messenger RNA, 1686 nt
Organism: Daldinia loculata
Lineage: Eukaryota; Fungi; Ascomycota; Sordariomycetes; Xylariales; Hypoxylaceae
Product: MFS general substrate transporter
Exons: 5
Coding region: 1-1686 (561 amino acids)
Biological process (GO): transmembrane transport
Molecular function (GO): transmembrane transporter activity
Source: RefSeq, a predicted model, not a curated record